AGAUUAACUGGUUUCCCACUUUCCGCACCACAGAGGCGCUGCAUUUUAAACACACCCUCCUCCAUUUACCCUCGCCGUAUGCCCUUUGGGGAAUCCCCGUGGCCAUCUUUGCCGUCCAAACAAUUAGCCAAGCAAGGUAAAUUGGCAACGUAAAGCAGCCCUAAUUUGUGAUCAUACAAUUCCGUUCACUCUGGACGCUGAAACGCCCCAUAAUUCAAUUCAAGAUGAUUUCUUAGCGGAUGUACAAAGUCAGCCAAAACUUAAAACCAACAUCAAUAUGGAGAAGUCAACAUACAAGUGUAUCAGAGUCAUCUCUUACAAUGGCUGCCCAACAGUGACUCAGGGACAACACGCAGACUUGACCUGUGAGCUCAUAGAGACAGACGAGCUUAUCCAGAUCUCAUGGCAGAAGAGUACCAGGGGUUACCGUGCCAACCACAACUUCUUCCUCAUCACUCUUACCUAUGGUCCAUCACAUGUCAAAGGGCGGGGGGACAGGGUGGACUUCAUUGGGAACACCACAGCACUGGUGGGCUCUGUCCGACUGGGGGAUGUGUCCCUGACUGAGGGCGUCUACACCUGCAUCUUCACUGUGUUCCCCAGUGGGCCAUACAAGACAAAGAUCCACCUCACUGUCCAAAUUGCUGUCGAGACUCUUCCCGUGGAUGCUGAGGGGCAGGAGAGCAUCUUGGCCACAUGCACAGCGGCUACCGCCAAGCCCCCUGCGGUACAGUGGAGUACGGCCAGUGCAAGACAACCACUGAGUCUGAUAACCUCAACCAACACUACACUGAACCCAGACGACACCGCCACGGUGAGGGGCCACCUGAAGGGAGAGCCCUCCAGAGUCAUGCACCAACAGGAGGUUCAGUGCCUGGUGAACCACACCACUCUGAGCCAGCAGAAGGCUGUUCCCUACGAGCUAGAUGUACACUACCUUCCAAAUUCGGUCAAAAUCAUCAUUCAUGAGAGCGCACCCCAGGCACCUGCGUUUCAGUGUUUAGUAGACGCCAAUCCCCCUCCAACAGAGUUCACAUGGAAGAGACUGAAUAGAUCAAAUCUCAGUGAGACUGGGGGCUUGUUGGAGUUAGUGAAGGUGGGCCCUGACUUCAGUGGUCUGUACAGCUGUGAGGUGUCCAACCCAUACGGAGCAGCAUCUGGUUUCCUGUAGUUGCAUGAAGGUAAUGACGUAUGUAA
This is a messenger RNA of Salmo salar (Atlantic salmon), 1197 nucleotides long. Its product is annotated as nectin-1. Gene Ontology annotation, biological process: heterophilic cell-cell adhesion; homophilic cell-cell adhesion. The record is from RefSeq and is a predicted model, not a curated record. Lineage: Eukaryota; Metazoa; Chordata; Actinopteri; Salmoniformes; Salmonidae. Gene Ontology annotation, cellular component: adherens junction.